Messenger RNA from Funneliformis mosseae, 696 nucleotides. The record is from the annotation of a GenBank genome assembly. NCBI's taxonomy places the organism in Eukaryota, Fungi, Glomeromycota, Glomeromycetes, Glomerales, Glomeraceae.
AUGGAUGAACAGAAAUUACGUGAAGAAUUAAAUAAAGCACAAACUAAUACAGCAGAUGUUACGAUUACACCAAAGGCACCUGAAACUUCUGAAAGUGCAAAUGAUGUUACUAAUACCGGUGGACCACCUACUGCUAAAAGUGAUGAUGAUACUGAGGAAGGACAUUCUCAUCGCGAUGUAUUAGAGGAUGACUUGAAUGAGAAAUUAUGGCCUCCAACAUUAGUUGGAGUACUUCCAUGGUUGUGGCUUCCCGUUAAGAGAGUGCCAUCAGAUGAAGAUGCAACUCCAGGAUUUUUCCAUCACAGAAGAAGAAAGAGCUCAACGAGAUUUACAUAUUCAAGAAAUUGCAGAUUCAAAAAUAAAAUUAGCAACAAAAGAGCAAUACGAGAUCCUAAUAAUCCAAAUAAGAUUUAUUAUCAUCAUCCUGAAAGACGUCGUUCUACUCUUGUCUCACCAAUAAUUCCUACAACUUCUGGGGGUCCUAGUAAUAUGUUUAAUGAUAGAUCAGUUAGAAUGUCUAGCCCUGAAAGAAGUGAAAUUAGAUCAAGAGAUAUUCCUAUCUAUUCAAGAGGAAUACCUUCUACAUCAACAGAUCCAACUCCUAGAGAAAUCCCAGGUUCAGAAAUUUUACCUGUUCGAUUUAAUCGGAAAUUAACUAAUAAAUUCGGUAAACUUGCAAGAAGUAAUUUUGAAUAG